UACAAAAUAUCGGCUAACUCAAAGGAAAUAGGAACACGCUGAAUUCAGCAGUGAUUCUGCAAUGGGAAUACAAAAACUUACCCAGAUUUUCUUUGGGAGUUAUGUGAUCUACAGCAGAACAUGCCACCUAGUGAUUACAAUCCUUUUGCUUCCUUACUAUCCAGCACUGACUUUCCGAGCACCCCCUGUUGUCCCAGACCUUCCUUUUGUCAUGGGCUGGAAUGCUCCCACUGAAGUCUGUGCUAAGAAAUUUAAGGUAACAUUGGAUCUGAGCCUCUUUUCUUUUGUUGGAAGCCCUCAAAAAAGAGCCAGAAAUCAGAAUAUCACUAUAUUUUACAGUGACAGACUGGGCUACUAUCCUUAUAUAAAUGAAAAAACAGGUGAAGCUUUCAAUGAGGGGAUCCCCCAGUUGGCUUCUUUAAAGAAGCAUUUAGCCAAAGCAAAGAAAGACAUUGAUUACUAUAUUCCAUCAGAUGACAAAUUUGGUUUGGUGAUUAUUGAUUGGGAAAACUGGCGGCCCAAUUGGAUAAGGAAUUGGAAUACAAAACACAUUUACCAGACCCAGUCUAUUGAGCUGAUUCAUCAACUAAAUAUAAAAUUAAAUGAUAUUGAGGCCUGGAAAGCUGCCAAAACAGAUUUUGAAAAGGCAGCAAAGAUUUUUAUGCAAGAGACUUUAAGAUUGGGGAAAUCCUUGCGGCCAAAUCAUUUAUGGGGCUAUUAUCUUUUCCCUGAUUGUUAUAACCAUGACUACAAAAAUCCCAAUUACACUGGACGUUGCUUUGAGAUAGAAAAAGGAAGAAACAAUGAUUUGUAUUGGUUGUGGAAAGAGAGCACUGCACUUUUCCCUUCUAUCUAUAUAUCCAAGAAACUCAAGUAUUCUCAAAAGACUCAAUUCUUUGUACGGAAUCGUAUUCAAGAAGCCAUUCGAAUUUCUCAAGUAGUUCAUUUCAAGAACCCUCUUCCGAUUUUUGUAUAUGCACGUCCAGUUUUUAUUGAUGCCUCAUAUCAAUAUCUUUCUGAGGGUGACCUUGUAAAUACCAUUGGAGAGUCUGUUGCCUUGGGUGUCUCUGGAAUAAUAAUGUGGGGAAGUCUCAAUUUUACACAAAGUCAGAAAACUUGCACAGCUUUAGACAAUUACAUGAGGACGACUCUCAACCCUUACAUUGUCAAUGUCACUAUGGCGGCCAAAAUAUGUAGUCAGGUUCUUUGCCAGGGCCAAGGAGCUUGUGUUAGAAAACAUUGGAAAUCUAGUGACUACCUGCAUCUGAAUCCAAAGAGAUUCACCAUUAGAACUCAGCAGGAUGGAAGAUAUGUGGUUUAUGGAAAACCCAACCUUCAGGAUCUACAAGAAUUUUCAGAGAAAUUUGAAUGCACCUGCUAUGCAGGCUCGAAGUGUAAAAUAAAAGUCAACAUAAAAAGUGUUCGUGACAUCAAGGCGUGCAUUUCAGAAGGCAAUUGUAUUGAAACCUAUUUAAAUUCUAAGCCAGAUGACCAUACUUCCAGGCUCCUAAACUGGAAACAUCAAGUUAUUUUUGACCCCCGGAACCCUUUUUCUUUCUACUCUCCUGAUAUAGAGGAUCAGCCGAUUUCUAGCAUAGAAUAUGAUGGAUAUGCCAUUGACAGGGGUUAUUCUUCAAACAAUGGCAAUAAUAAUUCAGAGACCACAGUAAUCAGUUGUAAUUCUACAAUGAACUGUUCAGCUGAAGGCACCUAUGCGGACUCUGAAAAUGGCAUGGCUAAUGCUUCUUUUCAACAUAUACCUGAACCUUAUUGCAAGAGGGGGGAUGUGGCCUUUCGUCUUCCCACAACUGCCAAAGACAUCUAUGACCUGCGACAGUGGAGAGCCCCUGUCCUGUGA
Messenger RNA from Monodelphis domestica (gray short-tailed opossum), 1858 nucleotides. RefSeq names its product hyaluronidase PH-20. Gene Ontology annotation, molecular function: hyalurononglucosaminidase activity. Gene Ontology annotation, cellular component: acrosomal vesicle. Lineage: Eukaryota; Metazoa; Chordata; Mammalia; Didelphimorphia; Didelphidae. The record is from RefSeq and is a predicted model, not a curated record. Gene Ontology annotation, biological process: fusion of sperm to egg plasma membrane involved in single fertilization; carbohydrate metabolic process; hyaluronan catabolic process.